Molecule: messenger RNA, 1016 nt
Organism: Cucumis melo (muskmelon)
Lineage: Eukaryota; Viridiplantae; Streptophyta; Magnoliopsida; Cucurbitales; Cucurbitaceae
Product: transcription factor bHLH149
Exons: 2
Coding region: 220-786 (188 amino acids)
Biological process (GO): regulation of DNA-templated transcription
Molecular function (GO): protein dimerization activity
Source: RefSeq, a predicted model, not a curated record
UAUAUAUAUAUGGGGAAGAAAUGGGAAAGAAGAGAGAGGAAGAGAAAGGGAAGUAAACGUGUUUGAAGGACUCAGAACGCGUGAUAUUUUUCCCGUGAUUCUUUUAAACCCUUUCUUUCUCUCUCAAAACUCAAACUCUUCAUUCAAUUCUUUCAAUAUCUUCAAUUGAUUCUCUCGCUGAUUUCUUUCUAAUUCAACGCUUUCAGCUUAUACUAUUCCAUGGACGCCGAUCAAUCUAACAAUUCCACAACGUUAUUGCCGCACCCGGCCAAUAAGCGACCACCUAAAAUUCUAACCGCCGAACCUACUCAACACACAUGGAAAACUGAAAUCCAGCAACAGAUCUACUCAUCUAGGCUCGCGGAAGCGCUUCGCCGAGUCACUCAUCCACGCUCCUCAUCUACGAUUAACGGAAACCUAGUUCGCCAAACUGCGGAUUCUGUACUCGCCGCUACAGCCAAGGGGAGGUCUCGAUGGAGUCGAGCGAUUCUAGCCACUCGAUUCCGCCAGAGCCUUGCCAGACGACGACGGAGGACGAAGAAAUUACUCGCUCGUAAACCGGAGCUCAAGAACGAGAAGGCUAGGAAGUUACCUGCGGUGCAAAGGAAGGUGAAAAUUCUUGGCCGCUUGGUUCCUGGUUGUCGGAAACUCUCGUUCCCGAAUCUUCUGGAAGAAGCGACGGAUUAUAUAUCGGCUUUAGAGAUGCAGGUAAAAGCCAUGACGGCGCUCGCUGAACUCCUCGCCGGAAAUCAAAGGAAUAUCGCCGGAAUCUCUAACGAUUCUUGAGAUUGGUAAUCGUUCCAUAGAUUCGGAAAUCGGGAUCGCCGCCGUGGUUUUUUUUUUCUUCCCUUCUUCUCCAAUUGAUAUAUAUAUAUAUAUAUAUAUAUAUAUAUAUAUAUAUAUAUAUAUUUGUUCCCGGCGGUAAUAUUAUUUUUAUUUGUUUUGUUGUUAUUCCAUAUGUAAUCUUAUUUUGUAUAUUUUAAAUUAUAAAUUUAGAUUCUAAAUUUUGGUUGAAA